Molecule: messenger RNA, 835 nt
Organism: Anneissia japonica
Lineage: Eukaryota; Metazoa; Echinodermata; Crinoidea; Comatulida; Comatulidae
Exons: 2
Coding region: 96-614 (172 amino acids)
Source: RefSeq, a predicted model, not a curated record
AUCGAUUCCUGAUAGUCGCUUAAGUAUGUGAGACCAAUAAUACUUUAUUUCCCCAGUGUUAAUACCGGUGUGUAAGGGUAUCGGAUAUAAAAAAUAUGUAUCUUCACGUUGGAUGUAUAUUCCUGAUGUUUACAGUUAUGUUUUCUGUACAAGGAAACUCAAUGGAAGAUGUUGCAGAUGUGGCAACUGAGGCAGUUCAAAACUUACAAAGUCAGGUGGAACAACACAUUAAACAAAUAAAAGAUUCAGAUCUGAGUGAACAGGAGAAGGAGCGUCGCAUCGCCAUGAUUCAUCAUCACCUUGAACGGAAGUAUAAUCAAAAUCAUAGGGAAAUUCCGAAGGUGCACGAAACUCAACAGAGCAUUGCCCAGAAGCUUCAGAAAAUUCACCAGUCCGAAAUGACGGACGACGAGAAGGAGCAAUCAAUCGAAGCACUCAGACAGGAAUUUUAUCGCGACAUGAAAGCAAUUGAAAACGUGUUGACAUAUGAACAAAAAGAGGCAUUUGCGUUGCGACGUGUUCUAAGGGAUAUAAUACCCGAACAUCGCAGAGCUCAAGCCAAUUCAAGGAAAAAUAGGUCUUUGGCGAAAUCUUUCUCACGCAUUGAAAAUUAAAACUAGGCCUAGCCGGUGAUAUAUCACGUGUGUGGUCAAAUAUGCUUUUAGGCCUACUGACAGUGCCAUUGGAUUUCAAGAAAUUCACGAUGCGUUGAUUAUUUAAUUAUAACCUAGGUCUACAUUUUUGCUUUUGAUUUGCAUUUUCAUGGAAAACAUAAUUAUGUACAUAUUUUGCUUGGUGUUGAUUUUUGAAGAGUUGCAAUAAUUUCUUUAAAUAU